Molecule: messenger RNA, 2212 nt
Organism: Cucurbita maxima (winter squash)
Lineage: Eukaryota; Viridiplantae; Streptophyta; Magnoliopsida; Cucurbitales; Cucurbitaceae
Product: hexokinase-2-like
Exons: 10
Coding region: 359-1855 (498 amino acids)
Biological process (GO): glucose 6-phosphate metabolic process; intracellular glucose homeostasis; glycolytic process
Cellular component (GO): cytosol; mitochondrion
Molecular function (GO): fructokinase activity; ATP binding; D-glucose binding
Source: RefSeq, a predicted model, not a curated record
AGCCGAACCACAAACACAUGAUUCUGCAAAUCCAAAUUCCAAAACAAUCUCAAUUUCAAGUUCUUUUCAUUCUCAUUCAAGUAAUUCCCCUGCAAAUUGCGAGACUAAAUAGCCAAGCAAAACAACUGAGCAAUCCAGUUCCCAAGUUCCCUUCGAUCCCCGGGAACUUCAUUUCCUUCUUUUCCAUUACUAUCUUCUUCGAGUUUCAUCGGUUUAUUUAAUUUUAAAGGCCUUCUUCCAAACCCCGAAUGGAUCUCUGAUCACUUGAGCAUUUUUCCGAUCGGAAACCUCGGGGUUUCUAGUUUUGAGGGUGGAAAUCUUCUGGGUCUCAAUCUAAUCGACGGCUGUCUGUUUCGAGAUGAAGAAGGUGGUAGUGGGAGCGGGUGUGGUCUGCGCUGUUGCUGUUUGUACGGCGGCGGCUUUGGUGGUGCGGCAGCGGGUGAAGAACUGCGGGAAGUGGAGUCGAGCUAUGGGUAUCUUGAAGGAGUUUGAGGAGAAAUGUGAAACUCCGAUUGAAAAGCUGAAGCAAGUCGCGGAUGCUAUGGCUGUGGAGAUGCAUGCUGGACUCGCAUCUGAGGGCGGAAGUAAGCUCAAGAUGCUUAUUAGCUAUGUGGAUAAUCUUCCCACCGGGGACGAGAAGGGGGUGUUCUACGCAUUAGAUCUUGGGGGCACAAACUUCCGUGUGUUGCGUGUGCAGUUGGGAGGAAAGGAAGAACGGGUUGCCAGGAAAGAAUUUGUUGAAGUUUCGAUCCCUCCGCAUUUAAUGACCGGAUCUUCAGAGGCCUUAUUUGGUUUUAUAGCUGAAGCACUUGCAAAAUUUAUUGAAGAAGAAGGUGAUGGCUUCCACCCAGUAUCUGGUAGACAAAGAGAGCUGGGUUUCACAUUUUCUUUCCCGGUUAAACAAACAUCGAUUGCCUCAGGGACACUUAUAAAGUGGACAAAGGGGUUCAACAUCGAGGAUGCUGUUGGGGAAGAUGUGGUAGCAGAAAUAACAAAGGCCAUGGAAAAAAUUGGAUUGGAUAUGCGAGUGGCAGCUUUGGUAAAUGAUACAAUUGGCACAUUAGCUGGAGGCAGAUAUAACAAUGAUAAUGUUAUUGCUGCUGUGAUUCUGGGAACUGGAACAAAUGCAGCGUAUGUCGAGCGAGCACAUGCAAUUCCUAAAUGGCAAGGCCUUCUACCUCAAUCAGGAGAGAUGGUUAUUAACAUGGAAUGGGGUAACUUCCGGUCUUCUCAUCUUCCGCUCACCGAAUAUGAUCAUGCUCUAGAUUUGGAAAGUUUAAACCCUGGGGAACAGAUUUUUGAGAAGAUAAUAUCUGGUAUGUAUCUAGGAGAGAUAGUUCGUAGAGUUCUAUGCAGGAUGGCUGAAGAAGCUGCCUUUUUUGGUGAUGUUGUUCCCCCUAAACUCAAAAAACCUUUCAUUCUCAGGACUCCUGACAUGUCUGCUAUGCAUCACGACACAUCUCCAGACCUGAAAGUUAUCGGAAGCAAGCUGAACGACAUUUUGGAGGUAUCUAACAGCCCCCUCCCGAUGAGAAAAAUCAUUUUUGAGCUAUGCAACAUUGUUGCAACUCGUGGGGCACGCUUAUCGGCUGCUGGGAUUUACGGGAUUAUCAGGAAAUUGGGAAGAGACACCCCGAGAGAUGGGGAUAACCAGAAAUCUGUCAUAGCUGUGGAUGGAGGGUUAUUUGAGCAUUACACGAAAUUUAGAAACACCUUAGAGAGUACACUCAAGGAAUUACUGGGAGAUGAAAUUGCCGAGAACUUUGUGAUCGAGCUCUCGAACGAUGGCUCUGGCAUUGGAGCAGCCCUCCUCGCAGCAUCACACUCCCAGUAUCUUGGGGUAGAGGAGUCCUGAAAAAAGGAGUCCAAUGCCAGCCAAGAGCAUAUUGCUUUCCUGCAAUGGAUCAAUUAUGUGUUAGAGUUGCCUGCAAAAGACUCGCAACAAAUUGAAGUGGCUCCCUAUCCUUGUGGUGUUGAAGCCGAUGUUGAUGUCGUUGGGGCACAAGUCCUUUCCUUUGACAUGGUUAAUAAAUGAGGACCCCAUCGUCUCCGAUGAAAUCAUCCUUCUGGAGUUCCUUUGUCGAAUAAAUUAGGACCAUAUGUUGUUUCUUCAAGCUCUUGAAAUUCUCCUUUCGAAUUAGAUCAAUCCAUCAACAGAUGAUAGCAACUGUCAUCAAGCAUACAAAUAAAAAAGAUUUCGUUUUUAUUGUUC